Molecule: messenger RNA, 2973 nt
Organism: Camarhynchus parvulus
Lineage: Eukaryota; Metazoa; Chordata; Aves; Passeriformes; Thraupidae
Product: ATPase family AAA domain-containing protein 2-like
Exons: 22
Coding region: 1-2973 (990 amino acids)
Biological process (GO): positive regulation of transcription by RNA polymerase II
Cellular component (GO): nucleus
Molecular function (GO): chromatin binding; ATP binding; histone binding
Source: RefSeq, a predicted model, not a curated record
AUGAAUGUUGAGUACCUAGUGGAUACAUUUGUCAGGGAAAGUCUACAUAUGGAAACAACUGGUAAAGAAACAACUGACAAUCCAGGUACACCUAGAAGAUGUGAGACAGAUUCUUCAGUCCAAUCUUCAUCUGUCUCAGGGAGAGAUUCAUGCAAAGGGAACAAAAGACAGAGAUAUGGAGUCCUCAGCAGUGAUUCCUUUUCCUCUUCUGAUGAUGACGAGGACUUUGAAAUACAGAAGAAGAAGAAAAAUUUAAGGAGCUUUCAGAAGUGUGCCUCAGCAGGAGUUGACAAGGACACCGUGAAAACUGGAGGAAGUCUGGCUGACAUGGAGCAAAUGCAAAUAGAUGGUUCAGUGCAGUUUGAUGGCGUGGGUGGUCUUUCUGACCACAUUUCAUCUUUAAAAGAGAUGGUCAUUUUUCCAUUGCUUUAUCCUGAAAUCUUUGAGAGAUUGAAAAUUGAACCUCCAAGAGGCUGUCUAUUCUAUGGUCCACCAGGGACGGGAAAGACACUCCUUGCUCGUGCACUUGCUAAUGAAUGCAGUCAAGGUGACAUGAGAGUGACCUUUUUUAUGAGAAAAGGUGCUGAGUGUCUGAGUAAAUGGAUAGGAGAAUCUGAACGACAGCUUCGUACAUUAUUUGAGGAGGCCUACCAGAUGCGACCUUCAAUUAUUUUCUUUGACGAGAUUGAUGCUCUGGCUCCUGUACGGUCCAAUAAACAAGACCAAAUUCAUAGCUCUAUUGUGGGGACGCUUCUGGCACUUAUGGAUGGCUUAGCCAGCAGAGGAGAGGUUGUCGUGAUAGGAGCCACCAACAGACUGGAUUCUAUAGAUCCUGCUUUGCGAAGACCUGGGCGUUUUGAACGAGAAUUCCACUUCAGUUUGCCAAACAAAGAGGCAAGAAAAGAAAUUUUCAAAAUUCACACACGAGACUGGAAGCCGAAGCCAUCGGACCACUUACUUGAAGAGCUGGCUGAAGAAUGUGUUGGAUACUGUGGUGCUGAUAUUAAAGCCUUAUGUGCCGAAACUGGUCUCUGUGCUUUGCGGCAUCGUUAUCCUCAGCUAUAUGAAAGCAGACAGAGACUGCAGAUAAACAUGGAUUCAAUUAAAAUAAAAGCAAAUGAUUUUUCCAUGGCCAUGCAGAAGACUGUUCCAGCUUCACGGAGGGCUGUGCCUUCCCCUGGGCAAGCACUAUCAGCUGUUUCAAAGCCACUGUUAGAAGACACACUGGAAAGGAUUUUACAAACCUUGCAGAGAGUAUUUCCCCAUGCUGAGCUUGCACUAAAGAAGGACCAACAGCAAGGAAAUUAUGUGGUUGAUAGUGAUGAGGAAUCACCACCAAUCUCUGAAGAGAAGCAGACUCAUAAAACGUGUGAUCACAAGAAAGCAGAAUUCCUCACUUUCAGCAGAAAUCCUCGUGACCAACCAACAUCUUACAGGCCACGCUUCUUACUAAUUGAAGAGCCAGGAUCUGGGCAAGCUUCUGAUUUGGCAGCUGCAGUAAUACAUUCCUUGGAGAAGUUUCCAAUUUAUACACUAGAUACACCAACUUUGUUUGCUAGCACAUUACCAGAUGAAACAUGUGUACAGCUGAUGCGAGAAGCUCAGAGAUCAGCACCAAGUAUCAUAUAUGUGCCACAAAUCCCUUCAUGGUGGGACACUAUUGGAACUACACUGAGAUCUGUUUUUACAACACUACUGCAGAACAUCCCAAGGUUUACUCCAGUUUUAUUCCUGGCAACAUCUAAUGUACAACUGAGAGAUCUCCCAGAAGAGAUAAAAGCAUUAUUUAAUAAUGAAUAUGAAGAAGUUUUCAGAAUCCCACGUCCGACCUGUGCUGAGAGAAGACGUUUUUUUGAGGACUUAGUUAUGAAGCAAGCUGCUCAACCUCCUGCAUUGAAAACCAAAACAACUUGCCAGCCUUUGGAAGUGCUGCCUGUAGCACCACCACCUAAGCCUCGAAGGCUGACAGAGGAAGAAAUAAGACAGUUGGAAGAGCAGGAAGAGGAUACGUUGCGUGAACUCAGGAUUUACUUAAGAGAUGUGGCUCAAAGACUUGUCAUUGACAAACGUUUCAAAGUGUUUACAAAGCCCAUUGUCUCAGAGGAGGCACCCAAUUACAAGGACAGCAUUAAACAGCCCAUGGACCUCUUGACAGUUCUCUCCAAGAUUGACAUGCACCAAUACUUAACUGCAAGAGAUUUUCUAAAGGACAUUGAUCUAAUGUGUAGCAAUGCUUUAGAGUACAAACCAAAUAAAGGGCCUGCAGAUCAUUUCCUGAGGCACAAAGCUUGUACUUUGAGUGAUACUGCAUAUUCCAUAGUGAGGAAUGAAAUGGAUGAAGGUUUUGAGCAACGCUGCCAAAAAAUUAAAGAAUCUCGUAAGGAAAGAGAUAAGUCAAAAAGAAAAUGCAAAAUGAAGGAAGACUCUUCAAGUAUCUCAGUAAAGAGGGAGAAUGUUCAGUUUGUAUCCUCCCAGGACAGUCCUAUGGAAGAAGAUGAAAAUGUACUUCAAGGACAACAUAAAAAUGGGACAGAAAAUGAAAGUGAGAGAGUGACCCUUGUGGCUGAAUCCUCUGCUGAAGAACAGAGUGUCAUGCUUCCUGAAUGUUCAGACCUAAGAGAGGAGAGUGAAAUGCCAGAUUGCCAAGUAACCAGAACUGCUGAAGAUGCAGGUUCGAGUGAUUCACAAGUACAUCAUACAACUUGUGUGGGACAUUCUCAGGUGGAUGAGCAACUGCAAGUAUAUGAUGGCGAAGGAAAGAAAAUUCAAACACAGGGAGUGUCUGUGGAUUACUCUGAGCUCAGAAAAGUUCUGGAUUUGGUCAUUGUGGCAACUGAGAAUGUCAGUAUAUCUCGCAUGGAAAGACUAUAUGCUCUUCUUAGCCAGUGCAUUUACCGACAUCGGGAAGACGAUGACAAAACUGAGUUAGUGAAGGCAAUGAAGAAAGAAAUUGCAACGUUAAGUUAUCUGUGA